Peronospora belbahrii is the source of this 3024-nucleotide messenger RNA. The record is from the annotation of a GenBank genome assembly. Lineage: Eukaryota; Oomycota; Peronosporomycetes; Peronosporales; Peronosporaceae.
AUGACCACACAAUCUAGUGGUAAUGGCUUGGCUCACUUACUUGUCCUGGGUGUAUUCUUCCAUGCUGUAUACAUUCUCAGUAUCUUUGACAUUUACUUUACGUCACCUAUAGUACCUCACAUUGAAAGCUUGACGUACACAGACUCGCCACCAGCCAAACGCGUCGUCGUGUUCGUCGCCGACGGUUGUAGAGCAGACAAGUUUUUUGAAGUCAAUGCUUCCUACGACGACACGGUAGAGCAUCGAGUGUCGUUUCUACGUCAUAUAAUCAAAACAAAAGGGAGUUGGGGUGUCUCGCACACGCGUGUGCCUACUGAGAGUCGUCCUGGUCACGUGGCGCUCUUUGCUGGUAUGUACGAGGAUGUGAGCGCUGUUACUAAGGGUUGGGCGGAUAAUCCUGUGGACUUUGACUCGAUCUUUAACCAAAGCAGCAGCGCCUACUUAUUUGGUAGUCCAGAUAUUGUGCCGAUGUUUGCUCGUCAUGUGGCACAAGCAUUUGAAGAGCAUUAUUCCCAUGCAGACGAAGAUUUUGCCAAGAAGGACUCGUCCGAAUUAGAUAUUUGGGUCUUUCGACACUUGCAGAGACUUUUGAAUCGAGCACAGGACGAUUCAAAUUUGAAUCGUCAAUUGAAUGAAAAUCAAGUUGUGGUCUUUUGUCACUAUUUGGGUAUUGACUCGAAUGGCCACGCCCAUCGACCAAAUUCAAAGGAUUAUCUCAAUAAUAUUGCACUCGUGGAUGAAUUGGUCGAGAAAACGUAUCGGAUGGUGGAAGAAUUUUACAAUUAUGAUGGACGAACGGCGUAUGUUUUUACAGCAGAUCACGGAAUGGGGCUAAAAGGAGCUCAUGGUGAUGGUGAUCCGGCAAAUACACGUACGCCCUUGGUGGUAUGGGGAGCUGGUGUCCAGGGACCAAUAAGGACGGAAGGGACUGGAAAGUUUGAGAUUGAUCUACCGACGCAGUCUCGAACGCAGGUCCGAGCCCAGAUACAGGCACAGGAAGAGCAGGAACAAGCGGCAGUUAAGGAAUGGAGAGAUCUCUACAAUUUGGUGAGAAAAGAUGUGAUGCAGGCUGAUGUUGCACCACUUAUUAGUGCACUCCUGGGGCAGCCAUACCCGCGCAACUCGGUUGGUGUGCUGCCGUUUUCAUACUUGGCAAAAGGAGCGUAUCGGGCAAAAGCUGUAAAAUCAAACGCGCAGCAGCUUUAUUUGCAUGCCCUGCGAAAGGAACAGGAGAAACAGUCACGCACAUUGUUACGCUUUGUACCAUAUGGUCCGUUUCGCGACCAUGUUCCUAAGCUAUUGCAGCAACUUGCUGACGCUCAUGAUGCCAGUCCUUGCAGUGACGGAGAAUUGGAUGCGCAUGAAAGAGUAGAGGUGCUGAGCCAGGAGCUGAUUGAAAUAUGCUUGGCUACUUUGGACUAUUUCCAGCGGUACGACUGGUUCUUUUUGCUCGGCGUUGUCGUUCUAGGUUAUGUUGGAUGGAUGAUUGUGGUAGGGGUGGCCUAUUUUCACCCGCGUGACUUUGGUUUGAAGUGGUUACUUGGUCGGCAUGGCAAGCAGUUGGAUAUCAAUCUAGCUGUUGUCAUAUUCGCAGCUUUCGUAUACCUGUUCCUUGAGGGUUCACCAGUCACGUACUACCUGUACGUACUAUUUCCACUGAUCUUUGGUAUUUUUGCGUGGAACCAUGUCGAUCGAAUUACUCAAGUGUGGACAUUAGGUGAAGGAGAUAGCACAUCCAAGUCAAGUUGGAAGCGAUGGGCAGAGAUAGCGCUAAUUUUGGUGUGUCUUGAACUUGUUGUGUUUGGAUACGAACGCCGAGAGAUCUUUGGUAUCCUUUUCUCACUCCUCUCAGUGUGGCCUUACGUCGAGCAUACGUCACGUAAAAGUGCUGACGAAGAUAGUAUUCAAGCUGUGUGGACUAGUAGCUUCCCAUCACCUAUCCGCUGCUGGAUGCUGUGCUGUCUUCUCAUCUCCAUAUUUCCAUAUCUUCCCAGCGAGUAUGGCGAGCACACUAUGUUAGUCCAUGUGGGUGGUCUUUUGACGUUAUUGUUUACCGGCUCAGUGCUGACUAUGGCAGAGUCUGAUCGACGUAAAGCUUGGAUGAACACCUUUGCGCUGAACGCUUCUCCACUGAUUCUGUCGUUGGUGACAUUGCACAGCACAAUGCAGUAUUUGGAUGGUGACCGAAGUAAGCCGCCAUUGUUACUUACGCUAGGUAAUUGGCUUUUGUCUGGUGUCCCUAUCGUGCUGUUGCUCAUUAGAAUACAACAGCGCACAACCGGUCCGAUUCAAGUCGUGAUACUUGACACGGACUGUCAGGACUAUCAGUUGCUUGUACAAGCUUACGUUGGUCAAUGUGUAAAACGACUCAUCGAAGUGAUGCUAGCCUUUGCACCUUCAUGCAUUCUACUAAGUAUUGCGUACGAGGUGUUGUUCUACGUGGUACUGUGCAGUGUUCUUGUAAGCUGGAUACUCUUGGAAGCUCAAGCUGCAUUGGAGUCUCGUUUUUCAAGAUGGCGUGAGAUUCAGCGUGCAUUUGUGUUUCUCUUGCUCGUCAAAAUUGCCUUCUUUGGCACGGGUAAUGUCGCUAGUAUGAGCAGCUUUGAAAUCUCGUCGACUUACCGUUUUGUGACGGUCUUUGCGCCUUUUACGAUGGGUGCCUUAUUGGUGGGAAAGAUUCUGAUUCCAUUUAUGAUUGUCGCUUGUACGUUUCAUCUCAUCUUGCUUCUUCCAUCCAACUCCCCAUCGUCGUCACGUGAUGAAGUAGAGACUUUGCGUCUUCCUGCAGUCCGUUAUUUCCUUGUCGUUGUCGCCAUGUCCGAUGUGCUUGCACUCCAUUUUCUCUUUCUCGUCAAGAAUGAAGGCAGUUGGAAGGAAAUUGGCAAUUCCAUUUCCAUGUUUGGAAUUGUCAAUGCACAGAUUGUAUUGAUUCCAGUGAUAUUUCUACUCGCUCGUGCAUUUGUCUGUGAUCUUGCAUUAAUUGUUGACGUGAACAAGAGAAGGAAGCAGAAGAAAGAGCAGUAA